This is a messenger RNA of Candidozyma haemuli, 2448 nucleotides long. RefSeq names its product alpha,alpha-trehalase NTH1 (gene NTH1). NCBI's taxonomy places the organism in Eukaryota, Fungi, Ascomycota, Pichiomycetes, Serinales, Metschnikowiaceae. The coding region runs from base 1 to 2448 and encodes 815 amino acids. The record is from RefSeq and is a predicted model, not a curated record. Gene Ontology annotation, cellular component: cytoplasm. Gene Ontology annotation, biological process: trehalose catabolic process. The transcript has a single exon. Gene Ontology annotation, molecular function: calcium ion binding; alpha,alpha-trehalase activity.
AUGAACAACCCUUUCAGAAGAUUGUCGCUGUCUAGUGACGACGACCCGUUUGAUGUGCCUGAAAACUACUACGGUGCAAGCACUAACCCUGCUCAGGCGCCUAAGGACUCCCGGUUUGGUAGGGUCAGGACGUUUUCUGUGUUUGAGGCGAAAACAAACCGCUUGAACAGUUUGCGGUCGCCUACCAUGUCGACUUCGUCUACUGAUGACGCUUUUGAUGACCGCCUGUCGCUGGCAACGUCUCCUACGCCAGAGGCUACCGCUGCGGCUCAACCACCGGCUGUGGAGAACCUCAGAAGAGGCCUGAUUGUGCCCAUGUACCAUGAUACUACCAGUACGGACUCUUUGGGAGGCCCUGCUAAGCCUGUGGAGAUUGAAAAACCUAUUACCAAGAGAAGAGCUUCUUUGGACCUGUCGAUCUUGUCCCCUAAGAAGUUCUACAUUAACGAUAUUGAUAUGACGCUUAAGGAGCUUUUGCAGAACGAGGACACUGACCAUAAUUUCCAGAUCACGAUUGAGGAUCUGGGCCCUAAGGUCUUGAAUUUGGGAACGGCUAACUCUAACGGUUAUAACCAGUUUGCCGUGAGAGGUACUUACCAGCUUUCCAACCUUCUUCAGGAACUUACCAUUGCUAAACGUUUUGGCAGAAACCAAAUGAUCUUGGAUGAACAGCGGCUCUGUGAGAACCCUGUCAGAAGAAUGAAACGUCUUAUUCUGACCCAGUUCUGGAGGGCUCUCACCAGAAAGCUCACUAAGGAUAACAUUGUUGAAAUGGCCCGUGACACCAAGAUCGUUGAGGAGUACGUAAACGAGGAGGGCGUGCUCAUCAGAAACGCUGAGUCCGUCCGCUUGUAUGUGCCUCAUAAUAGAGAAGAUCAGUUCAAAUACUUUAGCACUAUCAAGGAGGAGAACCCAGAUAUCACCUUGGAUGUCCAGUACCUUCCAGAAAAGAUCGACGCCAACUUCAUCAAAUCCAUCAAUAAGAAGCCUGGUCUUUUGGCUUUAGAAGGUAAGCCAAAUCCUAAUGAAAAAGGCGAUCUUCUAAACGAGCCAUAUGUUGUUCCUGGUGGCAGAUUCAACGAACUCUACGGUUGGGACUCAUACAUGAUUGUCCUUGGUCUUCUUCUAGAUGCUACUGCCGAGGACCAGAGAAACUUGGAGUUGUCCCGUGGUAUGACCGAAAACUUCAUCUAUGAGAUCAACUACUACAAUAAAAUCUUGAAUGCCAACCGUUCAUACUUUUUGGGCCGCUCCCAGCCCCCAUUCUUGACUGACAUGGCUCUUCGUGUCUAUGAGAGAACUAUCGAACUCAACCCUAGGGGCGUUGAGGAUGCUCUUGAUUUCUUGAAGAGAGCCACCGUUGCUGCUAUCAAAGAGUAUGACACUGUUUGGUGCUGCAAGCCACGUCUUGACGAACGCACUGGCCUUUCUUGCUACCAUCCAGAAGGUGAAGGUGUUCCUCCUGAGACGGAGGCAUCGCACUUCAAUGCUAUCCUUGCACCUUACGUGAAGAAGCACGGAGUUACCCAACUUGAGUUCAUUGAUAUGUACAACAACAAGGAAGUGCAUGAGCCUGUUUUGGAUGAGUACUUCUUGCACGACAGAGCCGUGAGAGAAUCAGGUCAUGACACGUCCUACAGAUUGGAAGGUAAAGCAGCUUACUUGGCCACUGUUGAUUUGAACUCGUUGCUCUACAAGUACGAAGCUGAUAUUGCAAAGAUUAUAGAGGAACACUUCGGUGGAGAAUUGCUUGAUCCUCGUACAGACAUUGUCCACACCCCAGCACAGUGGCGCGAGAGAGCUGAACUUCGACAGAAGAGAAUGGAUGAGUACUUGUGGGAUGAAGAAGACUCGAUGUACUAUGAUUACCACAUCAAAGAGCAUAAGAAGAACAAGUAUGAGUCUGCUACGUGCUUCUGGCCAUUGUACUCGGGCGCUGCAAGCGAGCAUCAAGCCGAUAAGCUUGUUCGUAACUCACUUCAGAAGUUUGAAGAGGAUGGAGGACUUGUGUCAGGAACAGAGAGUUCUCGUGGAGAGGUGAGCAUCAACAGACCUUCGCGUCAAUGGGACUACCCAUUCGGCUGGGCCCCACAACAAAUGUUGGCAUGGAUCGGCUUGAACAACUACAACUAUAACGGAGCAGCCAGACGCCUUGCUUAUAGAUGGCUUUACAUGAUGACUAGAGCCUUCGUGGACUACAACGGUGUUGUCGUGGAAAAAUACAAUGUGCUUGAGGGAGCCGUUCCUCACCGUGUGACAGCAGAAUACGGCAACCAAGGUGCCGACUUCAAGGGUGUGGCUACGGAAGGUUUCGGAUGGGUCAAUGCCAGUUACCUUUUCGGGCUCACCUUCUUGAACUUGCAAGCACAAAGAAGUCUUGGUGCCUUGAUCCCACCAGAUGUGUUCUUGAAGAACUUAAACGAAUCUCAGAAAGAGCUCUACACAUAG